Molecule: messenger RNA, 427 nt
Organism: Mixia osmundae IAM 14324
Lineage: Eukaryota; Fungi; Basidiomycota; Mixiomycetes; Mixiales; Mixiaceae
Exons: 4
Coding region: 88-306 (72 amino acids)
Cellular component (GO): cytoplasm
Source: RefSeq, a predicted model, not a curated record
CUCAGCGUGGUCGGCUCGUCGCGACGAUUGUCGGCCGUCGGCGUCGAUAGUGCACCUGAUCAGAGGCUUCACACCUCUCGGUCGAGCAUGUUUGGGAGGCUAGCGCACCUCUUCUUCGAUGCGCUGCUCGUCUCUGCCUGUCUAGCAGGCAUCAAGCGAUCUACAGGACUGUCGCCUGCCCUGAGCAAGAUGGGCAGCAAGGAUCUCAAGCAACUCAUGGCGACCUAUCUCGAAUUCGGCGAAUGGGCCCUCGAUCUAUCCAUCGUUGCAAUGGGAAGAUCAAAUGCCUUUGAGCGACGGAGAUGACACGAUCGUUGGGAGCAUCUGUGGGCUCAUCAUCUGUAUCGUUCCACUUAUCAGUUGCUUGUUCGGGCCGUCUCGUGCACCCCUCUGCUACACUCAGGAAUUGCAACUCAAUGUGACAACA